AUGACAGUCUGCAUCGGCUUCAUCACAUUCCGAUUCGUGUAUCCGAGCACAUACAGCAUAAAAGCCGAUCUUGCGACUCACGUCUUAAUGGGCAUACUCUGGUUAGUCGACCUUCUUCUCAUGUGCUUUCUGGGUUGGUACCGACAAGCCGACAAAGAGUAUCUAUUCAAACUAUGGGUGGCGAAACUUGUCAUGGAGACAAUCGAGUGUGCUCUUUGGUUCUUUGAAGCGCUCGUUCUCGCUAGAGACUUGACGACGCCCUCACCUGUCAACGAGCCCAUGCCACUUCCACCACUGCCAUCAGCCAGCAACUUUGAUUCGCCAACAUCGCCACAACAGAUCGACCCAUGGUCUCCAGUCUCGCCUCUCGAACCUCCUCGGUCGGGGCCGCAGCCUUUACUUCCCGAAAGCCCCAAUAGAUACGACGAUGAUGCGCAGGAGUUACCGGAUCCUUUCGAUUUCGGCUUUUCUCGAGAAGCUUCUAGCGAUAGCUCAGGUCAGCAUGUAGCGGAUCUGAGUCCUCAGCAAGCUCCCAGUUCCGCCUGCAGUCAUGGUAGAAGGGGUGCGGUUAGUCACCUUGAUCCAGUGGGGUCACGGUGUGUUUCACCCAAGAAGCAGCCUAUUAGGAAGUAG
Molecule: messenger RNA, 633 nt
Organism: Alternaria conjuncta
Lineage: Eukaryota; Fungi; Ascomycota; Dothideomycetes; Pleosporales; Pleosporaceae
Exons: 2
Coding region: 1-633 (210 amino acids)
Source: RefSeq, a predicted model, not a curated record